This is a messenger RNA of Hibiscus syriacus, 915 nucleotides long. RefSeq names its product bifunctional adenosine 5'-phosphosulfate phosphorylase/adenylylsulfatase HINT4-like. Lineage: Eukaryota; Viridiplantae; Streptophyta; Magnoliopsida; Malvales; Malvaceae. The coding region runs from base 392 to 676 and encodes 94 amino acids. Gene Ontology annotation, molecular function: catalytic activity. The transcript is spliced from 4 exons. The record is from RefSeq and is a predicted model, not a curated record.
UAUUUAUUACUCCUUUUGUAAUUUCAAAUUUUUCUGCUUCCUUGUUUUUGUCCCAACUGAUUUUGUUGUCUAGCUUCUCGUCCCUCACGUUUCACAGCCUUCUAAUACUCUCAGUUGAUGUCUUUGGAGCCCUCUCCAUCCCUUAGCAGAAAGCUUUCCCGAUUGAGUCAGAAGCUACUUUUUCCUCAUUCGAUUUCCUUUAUACGAAAUUUUCAUGAUUUGUUCUGUGUUUGUUUCGGAGAAUUUGAGUUUCACUGGUUUGUUUGCUUAGAUUUCUGAACUGGGUCAGAUUAAAUAAACAUACUCUAUUGGACAUAAAUAGCAGGAUAGGAGAUCGUCUUGGAAAGGUGAUUAGUGUUUUAGGGAUUUAGAAGUCUCAAUUUGGGGUUAAAUGGCGAGAGGUAUCUCACCAUGCAUCUUCUGUCAAAUCGCUCGAAGUUCCAACUCCACUCCCUCCUUCAUUCAGUUCGAUGACAAGGUCGUUGCAUUUCAAGAUAUCAAGCCUGUUGCUUUCAGGCAUUACUUGGUGAUACCAGUGGAGCACAUUCCAACUGUCAACGAUCUUCAAAGAGGAAAUGAACAUUACACAUUGGUAAGUCAUAUGUUAAAUGUGAGGGGAACACUGUUACACAGAGAUGCACCUCAGCCAAAUGAAUAUAGGUAUUGCUUCCCAUAAAGUAAACAACUUUGCUAAAUGGGUAUCCUUUUAUGUCCUAACUUAUAUAGAAUUGAUCUAUGUUGAGUAGACCUUAUUGCUUUUCAUCACUUUACUUGACCGCAAUGUUUGAUUUAUAGUUGUAUUACUGUUUGUGUAAAAGCUCUUAGAAAUGGACAUAUUUUGUAUGAACUGUCCUUGUUCCAUGCAUUAGGACUUGGAUUUCAAUUACUCCUUCAAAGCCGUGUAAAUGCUUUCUA